CAGAAUUCAGACAGGACUCGUCUCUCUUGUUGACGACAGUCAUCUGGAAAAAUGGCGGAAGGUAAAUUGGUUUCGGAGCUCCGAAAGGCACGUAGUUUGGCUGUGGGUCUAGCGAGAGAAGUCGACAUGAAGAAUCAAAGGCUAUGGGAAAUGGAGCGCCAUUCCGAAGAGAUAUCUUCCCGCCUUCAUUCCAUGAUCGCGGAGAAAGAUCGCAUGAACCAUUCGUUUUCUGAAGAAAUGAGAAAGAUGCAGGUGCUUGGAUCACAAAAUACCAAAUUGAAGACUGAAUUGGAAUGCCAAUUGAGCAAAAUGCAUGUACUUUUUCAAGAAAGCGAAAAGCUGAAAGAGGAAGUAGCAUAUCAACGAAAAGAACUUGAACUAAGAGCUAAUGAACUGGACAAAAGAGAGUCACAACUUGAGAUUGAACGCAAAAGCUUUUACAAAGAGAAGGAAAAGAUAGCUCAAAACCCCUUAGACAGUGAAUAUGGUAUGAGUGUCCUUAUCAACGACUUAAGGGAAAAACUGGCUGAAAAAGAGGAAGAAUUACAUGAUAUGGACAUUUUAAACCAAACUUUGAUACUUAGAGAACACAUGAGUAACAACGAGCUACAAGCUGCUCGAAAGGAACUGAUAAAUGUUUUGCCCCAAGUUUUGGAGGGAACUUCUAUAAUUGGCUUAAAAAGAAUGGGAGAAGUUGCUCAGAAACCUUUUCAAGAUGUGUGUUUGCAGAGAUAUUCUAGUCAAGAUUGGGAAAUGAGAUCAGUUGAGUUAAGUUCAUUGUGGCAAGAUAAGGUGAAUACUCCAAAUUGGCAUCCUUUCAAACAAGCUGUAAAAGAUGGAAAAUUACAGGAAAUAAUAGAUGAAGAUGAUAGCCAUUUGAGAGAGUUAAAAAGUCAAUGGGGUGAGGAAGUAUGUAAUGCUGUAGUGAAGGCGUUGUUGGAAUUAAAUGAAUAUAAUUCAAGUGGGAGAUAUGUUGUAUCAGAGCUUUGGAACUUCAAGGAAAAUAGAAAAGCUAGUCUUAAAGAAGUUAUUGAUUGCUUAGUCCACCAAUUAAAAGCAAGUAAGUCACUUAAACGUAGGAGAGAUGGUCAACGCCCAAAUUGACUUCUUAACAAACUCACUCUUUGUUAUUAUACAUUUAAAUUGUUGUAUGGUAAUAUAACUUCAAAGACUUUUGACUUAAUAUAUGAAAUAUUGGGUGUUUGUAAAA
Messenger RNA from Lactuca sativa (garden lettuce), 1210 nucleotides. Its product is annotated as factor of DNA methylation 2. NCBI's taxonomy places the organism in Eukaryota, Viridiplantae, Streptophyta, Magnoliopsida, Asterales, Asteraceae. Gene Ontology annotation, biological process: gene silencing by siRNA-directed DNA methylation. The record is from RefSeq and is a predicted model, not a curated record.